Messenger RNA from Contarinia nasturtii (swede midge), 1301 nucleotides. It is a transcript of the gene Wdr92, whose product is annotated as WD repeat-containing protein 92. The transcript has 2 exons. The record is from RefSeq and is a predicted model, not a curated record. NCBI's taxonomy places the organism in Eukaryota, Metazoa, Arthropoda, Insecta, Diptera, Cecidomyiidae. Gene Ontology annotation, molecular function: ubiquitin binding. Bases 180 to 1301 code for a protein of 373 amino acids.
UCAAACCCCCUGUUUCGCUCCGCAUGAAAAAUUUACCUCGAAACGCCGUUGUGCCGCUACAAGUACAGAAAAGGCGUUUAUUUAUGAACAUAGCGUUUGCACUUUGUGACAUUUAUUUUGGGUCCGUAAAACAGAUAAUCGUUAAAAAUUGUUUGCACAUUUAAAUUAUCGCUGAAAAAAUGGAUAAGCCGUAUGUUUUGUGUCACAUCGAAAAAGCGGUGGAUUUUACAAUUUUCGACACUAGAUGGUUACCGUGUUCGGCAAAAUGUGUUGUUCUCGGAAGUAAACCGAAUGGCAAAGGUGUCUUGCGUGUAUUUGAAAUGAAUACUGGUCAUUUGGAUGUGGUAAAAGAGUAUGAAUACAAAACAACAUUGAAAAGUGGUUCGUUCGGUGCAAAUUCAUUAAAACGAAGUCAUAUGUCCGUUAUUAGUUUUGAUGGUCAACUCCAAGUAUUGGAUUUAGAACGACUUGAUGCGGCGGCCAUUUAUAGUGUACAAGCUCACAAUGGUAUGGCACAUGGUUUGGAUGCAAUCGGCGGUGGAUACAUGAAAAAUUGUGGAGCUCCGGAAAUUGCAACUGGCGGAGCAGACGGAUGUGUGAAAGUGUGGGAUUUACGACAAAAAGAUUCACCCGUUGUUUGUAUGGAACCGACUACGUCACAACAAGGUGAAAACAUGCCACGAGAAUGUUGGACGGUUGCCUUUGGCGAUUCAUUUAAUAAUGAUGAACGCUCUUUGGUCGCCGGAUACGAUAAUGGCGAUGUGAAAAUGUUCGAUUUACGACAAAUGAAAAUUCGUUGGGAAACAAACACAAAAAAUGGCAUUUGUUGUGCGGAAUUUGAUCGGCGCGAUAUUCCAAUGAAUAAAUUAGUGGUGACAACGUUGGAGGGUGGAUUACAUGUAUAUGAUUUGCGAACACAACAUCCAAAGAAAGGUUUUGCAUGUGCUAGCGAAAAGGAUGCUGGCCGAUCGUUGGGCACAAAUGGUGUCAUUAACGGUGGCAGAGCAACAGUUUGGUGCGUACGACAUUUACCACAAAAUCGUGAGAUAUUUGUUACAUGCGGUGGAACGGGAGCAAUACGGCUAUGGCAAUACAAAUAUCCAGAGAAACGUGUUAAAGAAGCCAGUGAUGGCUGCAGUCAAGGUGUUGCUGGAAAAUUACAAAUGUUACAAGCCACAUCGGUCUCAAGUCAACCGAUAAAUUCGUUUGAUUGGCAUACAGACAAAAUUGGCCUUGCUGUUUGCGGCUCAUUUGAUCAGGCUGUACGCAUUUUACUCACGACAAAUCUGAAUUUAUACUAA